This is a messenger RNA of Scatophagus argus, 1261 nucleotides long. Its product is annotated as serine/threonine-protein kinase pim-2-like. Gene Ontology annotation, biological process: negative regulation of apoptotic process; protein autophosphorylation; regulation of mitotic cell cycle. NCBI's taxonomy places the organism in Eukaryota, Metazoa, Chordata, Actinopteri, Scatophagidae. Gene Ontology annotation, cellular component: cytoplasm. The transcript is spliced from 4 exons. The coding region runs from base 563 to 1015 and encodes 150 amino acids. The record is from RefSeq and is a predicted model, not a curated record. Gene Ontology annotation, molecular function: protein serine/threonine kinase activity; ATP binding.
CCCAAGAUAAAGUGAAGGUUCAACUGGCUGACAUAAAUGGUGAGACACACAUACUGCCCACUGAGGUGCUCCUCAUGAAAACAGCGGCAGGUGGACCAGAGUCAGUGGGGAAAUAUGCAGCCACUACCUUAUUAGACUGGUAUGACCUGGACCACGGGCUUGUCCUGGUCAUGGAGAGACCAGUUCCCUCUGUGGACCUAUGGACCCACCUGGAUGAGACCAAUGGUUACAUGGCGGAAGCCCAGGCUAAGGUACUGAAGCUGGUUGGAGCAUGUUUCUGUGUCAGUGUAUGGUGUUACCCUAAAGCUGCACUGAGUCUCAACUAAAACAAAACAAAACAAAACAAAGUACUGGAUUUAGUAUUAAUCAAACAGCACUGUGCUGUUUUUGGUAUCAACACUGUUCUCAGGUCAGUUCUCUCAAAUGCACUGAACUGGACUUUGAGCAACAAUUUCUCUGAAAGCUGCAACAAUGUCAAAUAAUUAGAAAGUAUCACCCAGCAUUCCCUGCUUCAUAUAAUUCUAAAUGAGUCUGUUUCUCCUUAUCUCUAUCUCAGAACAUCAUGAAACAGCUGGUGGAUGCAGCCAUUCAAAUGCACUCUCAGAAAGUGUUCCAUCGGGAUAUCAAAGCAAACAAUAUCCUUCUGGAAACUGGUUCUGAUGUCCCUCGAGUGCGCAUCAUAGACUUUGGCUGUGGCUGCAUUGAGAAAAGUGAACCUUACAACAGCUACUCUGGAACCCUUGAUUACGCCCCGCCAGAGUAUUACAAAGAGAGGGAAUACAAGGCCCGUCCCACCACAGUCUGGCAACUGGGCACGCUACUUUAUGAGCUGCUGCAUGAAACCAGUGACUUUAGCACCCAGAGGUUCCUUAGGAACCAAAGGGCUUUUGUGAGUGGGUUAAAUGAGCUCAAAGUGUCCCAAGACUGCCUGGAUUUGUUGAAGAUGUGUUUGACGGCAGACCCGGACAACCGCGCUACCCUGGAAGAGCUGCAGCAACAUCCAUGGUUCACAUAAAACUGCACAUUCCACCCAACAAAACAUCGCCAUCGUCUGGAUGGAACAGAAACUACUUUGCCUUAAAACUUCAGUAUUUUGCAUUAAACUGUGCUUCAAAAAUAUAAAUAAAUGACAUAAGUCACAGUUUGUUGGUGAUUUAGUAAAUGUUUGGACAGGCACCUAAAUACUCUCAUAAAAGGUAUUAUGCUGAUGCGAUAAUGAUGAAAAUUCUUACAUACAUCAAUGCCUCUUUCUUCUCACACU